Rhinichthys klamathensis goyatoka is the source of this 3628-nucleotide messenger RNA. RefSeq lists its product as uncharacterized. Bases 1757 to 3628 code for a protein of 623 amino acids. The transcript has a single exon. NCBI's taxonomy places the organism in Eukaryota, Metazoa, Chordata, Actinopteri, Cypriniformes, Leuciscidae. The record is from RefSeq and is a predicted model, not a curated record.
AAUUCCUCACAUCUGCCGGAACGCCAAUAAAACAUUUUAACAUCAUAACUUCGAUUUGGCAGGAGAUUAAAACACGCGAUUCUUCACUCUCCGUUGUCAAAGUGCGCGCGCACAUUAACAAGAAUCCCGAUGAGCAUGAGAAAAACAACAACAUUGCAGAUCAAUUAGCAAAAUUAGCAGCACAAAAGGGAGAUGUAUGGCAGCCUGACAGAUUGAUUGUUCCUGGUGUGAGUGCGGUUCAGACUGUUCCUGUUGACUUGAAACAGUACCAACAAGAACUGUGGAGUUCUGAUGGAGAGCUGACACCGCACCUGCAGCAGGACCAACUAGUCAAGGUCACUGAAGGCAUGGUUUUGAGAGACGAUAAAUACAUUGUUCCAGAAGCCCUCCAGAAACCAGUGAUAAAGUUGUACCACGAGUAUGCACACGUAUCAGCUCCAAAAACACAACAGCUGAUACAAAAUAAUUUCUGGUGGCCACAAAUGGCAUCAGACAUUCAAAGGUGGUGUGACACAUGCAUCGUAUGUGCCACCAUCAACCAAGGUAAGCCUGGCCGUACAAAGCUGUGUAGACCAGAGCCACCCAAAGGACCUUGGGAGUCACUUCAAUUGGAUUUUAUAGGCCCACUACCCAGUGCCAAAGGGGGGUAUCGUUAUUGCCUUGUAAUAAUUGACAAAUUUUCCAAAUGGGUUGAAGCGAUUCCUACUCGCAAUAACAGUGCAAGCACAGUGGCACGUGUGGUAGCGAACCAAAUUCUCCCACUCUGGGGAGCACCAAUCCAAAUUGAAUCUGACCAGGGCACACACUUCACAGGUCAGGUGAUGAAAAACAUAUGCCAGAUGCUGAACAUCAAACAAAGAUUCCACGUUUCAUACAGACCACAGAGCUCGGGUAUUGUGGAACGUGUUAACCGCACCAUAAAAGAAAGCAUCUCAAAACAGGUUACACAGCACAAAAACCAAUGGAUUGAUGCCCUACCCACAGUCCUAACCAUACUGCGGGCAACUCCUUCAAAAGCCACAGGUAUCAGUCCAUUCGAACUCAUGACUGGAAGAGUCAUGAAGCUGCCCAUUGACCCAGAAAUUACCCCAGCAGACCUGGGGCCUCUCGUAAUUGCAACUCAACAAUCCGUGUUAAAGCAACUACGAGAGAGGCUGGAAGUGCUGCAUGCACACGCUGCUCUGAAACAGCAGCAGUCAGACCUAACAAAUGAUGCACAAUUCAACCCAAACUCUGAGGUGAAGUUCUCAGAGGGAGACAUGGUAAUGAUACGUGUUUUUGUGAAGCAAGGUGCGUUCACACCCAGAUGGCAUGGCCCGUAUGAAAUUAAGGCUGUAUGCAACAGCUGUGUGGCUACAACCAUAAAAGGGAAACUGCGAUGGUAUCACAUGUCUCAGUGCAAGUCAUUUAAAGGUACACAGAAUAAAUGAAUAACUGUCACUAACUUUUCUUCUUGCCUUCCAGGUCGACUGCAGCGAUCCCAUGGAGGCCGGAUGAAAGGAAAGUGUCCGGGCCCACGUGCAUCAGACUGGGCCAAAGGGUUUCACUCACACACAACCUGAAAUGUGGGAGGUGGGUGUGGAAGUAUUCCAAGGGGCCUUUCACACCAAAAAUCACAGUCGCACCCAAAGAGACAGCUACAUGGCCUCCCGGUAUAGUACCGGAUCCAAAUUGCACACCAAAAAUCUGCUGUAGUACAGGUAGCACCCACCCACCUACUGGAAACAUUUCAGGAUACACUAGAGCACCAAAAUUCAUGCAUAACCUCACUGCCUGGUAUCAGCUUAAAAUAGAUCCAGGUGACACAAUAGGCAGCAUGUACACUCUACAUGAAAACAACAAUAAUGGCACAGACCCAAAAUUAUGCUAUUAUGUUAAACAUUUGGAACCUGCAACAUAUAGGUGCACACAUACCGAAACACAUAAUGACACACAUAUAAGAUUCAAAGAGUUAAUGUACGAUCUCACAUCGUACACACCUAACGAGCCGAAGCCAAAAACUUUUGUGUGGACCAACCGAAAAGAAGGAACGUAUUGUGUCGGAGAAUGUACACAUAGCAUAGACAAUUUCACCAAUCCACACAACUGUUCUUGGACUGUUAAGUAUUGUUUUAAUUUGACCACCUGCGGGUACACUAAACCCAAAAUUUGUCCAGAAUUACACCCAAUUCCUCCUGGCGGACUGAUUAGAGGAAACAUUAACAAAACUUUGUUACAUGACGUAAAUUUGGUAAUGACACACGUAACUUACAACAUUUCCAACAUACUUUCUGCCUAUACAAAACAUUGUAAUAUUAAUGAUGAGUCAUAUGCAUGGCUACAGUCACGAAUCGAUGAUUUAAUUUCUGAUUACAAAGACAGACUUGCCGUCCAAAUUCCACCUUCUCGCUCAAAACGAGACCUGCUCAGCAGUAUAGCCGGCUUGUUUGGAUCAAUUAAUUCAGCAGCCAACACCUACAAAAUAACGAAACAAUCCCAAUUCUCCACAUGGUUGACAGACCAGAUGGCCACUGGUUUCCAACACCUCACCAAUAGCAAUGAUAACAUUAUCAAAGCGGUUCGUUCUGAGGCGCAGGCGCUUCUGACGAUCAGCCACACAUUGUUCAAUCAGACCCGUACCAUCGAACGUGACUUAGCCUGUAGAUCAUAUGCACAAGAUUUAUUCACUGCCACACGACAAGAAAUUUUAGAUCUUCGCCUUCACCAGACCCCUAGACAUGUUUUAAAUGAUUUAAUUGAAGUUUUAGAUUUGCAUAGAUGGUUCUCUUCAGAAAAGAUGAAAAAUGUCAAAUAUUCAGAACUGUUAUCCACAAUUAUGAUGUAUACUGGAAACGAAUGUAUUGGUUGCAUUGGAUUUUUUGCCACUUUUCCUUUAAUACACCCAGAUCAAGUUUAUCCAAAUUCCACUACUAUUCGCUCUAUUGGCAUGGUAGUUAAAGAUCAGGUAAUUAAAUGGGAUCACCUCACGGGAUAUAUGACUUUGAAGGGUACUGAGACCUUGUUUACCAGUCGCACUUGUUGUCAUGAAACUCACAAUUAUGUUGUCUGUACAUGUAACACAUUACAGCCUUUCUCCUCCAAUGAUAGCAAACUCAUAAAUGUUGAAUCGUUGCAUGGCCAUUCAAAUGCUGUUCAGGUGUCUCAUACACAGUGGUGCAUCAUCAGUGAGAUGAAUUCGUUCACAUAUGGAGGACUGACCUGUCCUGCUAAUCACUCCUUUUGUUUGGAAGUGACAGAGGACUUUUCUAUGGGCCAGAUCGACAUCCUCGGAAGGAUGCCAAAGGACGCAGAGGUCUCUCCAUGGUGGGACGACACCUUUUAUGAACACGGAACACAAGCUUUGGUCGACACGAUGGACUUGGUACAGGACAUCGUCCUCCAAACAGAGUACCACCUCUCUCAAGCGCAAGUGGAGACGAACUUGGCGCGAAAGACUGCACAGAUCCUGUCUAGCUCAUCUACUCGAUCGGCACAGACUGCAUACACCGGGUGGGACUGGGUACUUCGAGGUUGUGCGGUUGGAAGCGCACUCAUCUUCUCCUUCACGCUAUUCCAAUGUUGCUACUUCCGACACCUCAUCAGAUCAGUAAAAGCAUCCACCAACACCAUCUUAAUCUCAGCCCCUUGA